UUGCUGGCGGUCGAAGCGUUGAGACGUCUGUUCGCGGUUGAAAAAAUCCAAUAAGAACGCGACUGAAGCGAGCUCUUUUUGUUAACUUUUUUUUCCCAACCACUCAUAGACACUGAGCUUCUCUAAAUGCCAGUUUGCAUUUGCACCCAAUCAUCGACAAGAAAACUGAUUUGGAAUAGCUGCCGCAUUUUCUUCGAGUGUGCCUGAGUUGCACAUUCCGUCCUGAAGAUGGCGCUGCGCCUGCGUCGCGACGUGCAGAAGGCCUCCUAUUAUGUGUGGUUCCUGGGCGCCGAGGAGGCGAAGGGGCUGCGUGGUGCCCGCGUCAUCAACUCGGUCCUGCCUUAUUUGGUGGACAGGUCCCGCGGCCAGGAGCCGCUCAAGGUCACGCUCCAGGUGUCCCACAAGGGCAUCAAGAUCGUCCAGGGGGCCUCGAAGCACCUGAUUCCACACAGUGCCAUAACCAGCUCCGUGCAGACAGAUGACAUCGUCGCCUGCGUGCUGCUCCUCUACAAUCCGGCCACCAAGUGUCCGCUCCACGUCCACGCCUACCGAUGCGAUUCGGAGACGACGGCGGAGGCACUGCACCUCCAGCUGCAGAUCCUCAUCAACCGCCCGGACAACCAGAAGCGUUUCGAGGAGCUGGAGACCAGACUGGGAAUUUUGCCACCAAUCCCCAUGAACGGCGGCAGCGAGAAGCGCCACGAGUCGAAUGGGAAGGCCUCGUCGGCGGGCGGUGGUCCUGGAUCGCACCACCACCAGCUGCAGUCCCAAUCGUCGGGCGGCUAUCAAGGUCGUCGGCACGAGACGUCGUCGCCCAAACGAUUCAGCAGCUCGUUGGGCAGCGAUACGGGCAACAGCACCCGGGAAUCGGAGUGCAGCGAGGAGCACGGCCUGGCCGGUGGAAACUCUCCGGUUUCCCGAUCGCCGCCGCACGGGAAACAGCAACAGCAGCCACACAACCACAACCACCCCCACCCCCAUCCACACCCACAUCCGCCGCUGCACCACCCACCGCUGACCCCCCAGCAGAAUAGCGACCUCUUCGAUUCAUUGGCCGCCGAACUGCGAGCCAAACUGAAUGGCAAUGGGCCACCGUUGCUGCUGCCUCCCCGGGAUUACGAUACAGUGCAUCGAUCGAAGGGCAAUUUAACCGCCAUCGAGUUGAGGCGCUGCCGCAACGCCCUCAUUGUGGGCGGGGCGCCCAAGGGGCAGGUGCAGGGAGCCGCCAGCGGAGCCGUCGGAGCAGCCGCCAAUGCCAACGGGAAGCAGGUCUCCUCGCGGGGAUCCUCCGGCAUCGGAUCCGAUCUGGCGCCCAGUCCCGAAAGACAGGAACUCAACAGCUCCAGCGAUGAUGAGCACUGGUCGAACGAGGCGGACAACUCGGUGAUCGCGCUGAAGCCGUCGCAGAUUGCGAUUCCGCACCACGGACAGUUGAAGAGGAAGAGCGCCGUCCAGCCGCCGGAGGAUAGUUACCUUCGGGAUCUGCCAGCGAAGCCCUAUCAGCCGCGUCCCAGCGAACGGGAACGGGAACGGGAACGGGAACUGGAGCGGGAAAGGGAGAGGGAAAGGGAUCGAGAACGUGAGCGGGACAGAGAACGCGAACGGGAACGGGAUCGAGACCGCGAAAGAGACCGCGAGCGGACCAAAACUCCAGCUUCCAUUUCAAAUAAAUCCUGGAGUCGCGAGGACGAGAUCAAACCGAUAAUAAUGCGUCCAGCUGACUACGAUGCCAAGUUCAAUCGGGUGAUGCAACAGGAGCAGCAGCAACAACAACAGCAACAGCAGCAGCAGGAGCAACAACAAAAACAGCAUUCCGGACAAUCCUCCGGAAAUCAUCAGCCAGCAAAACUGAGGGACACCGACAAAUACAACGAGAUCAAUCGGCUGCUGAACAAGAAGCUCUCCCACGAAAGGGAGCGAAAGCCGCGCUCCCGACUGGAGGACAACCACGAUGACUUCGAGGACUCGGAUCCGGGCAGUGAGCCACUGGGGCAUCCGCACCAGCCACCGGGUGUGGCGCCAUCGCUGCACCAUCACCAUCGCAAGGAGAACCUCACCGACAAGCAGAAGUUCAUGGAGUACACCAGCAAGAAGCAGCAGCUGCUCAAGAAUUACGCUGGCGAGGAUCAGCGCUAUCGCCAUCGCUACGUGGAGCCCACAGACCUACCAUUCGAAUCCGCCGGGAUACCAACCACCACCGGUGGUGCGGCGGGUCACAACAAAUACGCCGCCGUUCACCGGGGAACGGAUUUGGGUCAGAGGACAACGGAGCGACGACACGAAAGGGAUCGUGGCGAUAGGGAGAUGGAACGGGAACGGAGAAGGGAUCACGAACUGGAUCACUCGCGGGAUCGCAAUCCCUACAGGGAGGCGGAGAGUCUGCCGUACAUCCAGAGCAUGGAGAAGAUGAUGAAGUCCACGGGCAUGCGGUAUGCAGAAGGUAAUCCCAAGUCCCGGGAAAGGGAGCGGGAAAGGGAGCGCGACUUCCGGGAGCCACCGAUCAUCCAGCAGAGCUCCCAGCGCGACCGAUUCCACGAUGCCAAGGACAAGUUCCGGGCAAUGGAACAGCGACCGGCGGUCAAUCGCUAUCCGGAUUUGGAUGAACGCGAUGCUCCGAUCCGGGAUCCAUAUCGAUCCUCGUCGAGAAGGCGACGCGGUUCCGUGGAGCCGCCGAGCACCUACGAGCAGUGGAGCGAGGAGGAAGAGCCACCGGUGGUGGUGGUCAGCGAGAAGCCAUCUUCAAGGGAGCUAAAUCGAUCCAGGGCCAGAUCCCGCGGCGAAUGGGAGCCGGAACCAACGCAACCGCCCAGACAUUUGGAGCGCGGAGUGAGGGAUAGAGAACGGGAGAGGGAUCGCGAUUACAAUAGGGAGCAGUCAAGGGAUCCCUAUCGCCACGAGAGGGAAAGGGAAAGGGAUAGAGAGAGGGAAAGGGAAAGGGAGAGGGAAAGGGAGAGAGAGAGGGAAAGGGAGAGGGAGAGACCCGUGGACAGACGUGCCCAUUCCCGAGAAUAUCUACAAAGUGUGGAAACCAAGAAUCCCUCGACAACUGGUUCCAAUCGCGGCCACUUGGAGCGCUAUCCCUCGCCCGCUGCCACGCCCAGCAGAUCCGGUGAAGUGGGCGGCGGCGGCGGAGGAGGAGGAGGUGGUGGUGGUUCCUCCAGCGGAAACUCCGGAAAGCCUUUGGGCCAAAUGCCAAAAGGUUAUAGACACAGUUACGCAGAACCCGUUUUCGCAAGAUCCGGCGGAAGAGUCGGCUUGGCCGCAGUGAAUCCCUACUAAAUGGGAUUCCCCUGGAGGAUUCUUAUAAAGGAGUGCUUUUAUGAGGAGCACCCCUGACCAAAAGUAAAAACCGUGCAACGAAAUCCAAACUAAUCGAAUGGGAGGAAAACUCGCGAGUGUCGCAACUAUUUCUGGGAAUAUUGAAAAACGUUUUUUUUAAUUUAGAAAAUCAUAUAAAACUAUUGUUAUCCUUUUAUUUUAUAUUUAAUUUUCAAAAUGUGUUAUUUCGGCAAAUUUGAAACCUUUUUAUUUAAAGUUUUUACACAACUUUUUAUUUAUAUAGUUGAACAUUCCACUUUUUUUCUUGAACAACGAAAUAUUAUUUGUUAACG
Messenger RNA from Drosophila ficusphila, 3611 nucleotides. Its product is annotated as zinc finger CCCH domain-containing protein 13. The transcript has 5 exons. Bases 229 to 3279 code for a protein of 1016 amino acids. NCBI's taxonomy places the organism in Eukaryota, Metazoa, Arthropoda, Insecta, Diptera, Drosophilidae. The record is from RefSeq and is a predicted model, not a curated record.